AUGGAUCUUACAACUCUGAAUGAGCUGCUCGCCGGCAGUGUUGGUGGAGCAGCUCAAGUUCUCGUCGGUCAACCAUUGGACACCGUUAAGACUCGAGCUCAAAUCGCCCCCAAGGGAAUGUUCAGAGGCCCGAUGGAUAUUCUUGCGCAGACGGUGAGGAAGGAGGGCUUCUUCGCCCUGUACAAAGGCAUGGCGAGCCCUCUGGUGGGGAUAGCGGGAGUCAACUCCCUUCUCUUUGCAGCGUACGGGGUUUCGAAGCGAAUUAUUUCCCCGUUUCCACAGCUAUCCCUCAAAGAGAUUGCUGCAGCAGGAGCUAUGGCCGGUGCUGCAAACGCUAUACUUGCCAGCCCAGUUGAGAUGUUUAAAGUUCGCAUGCAGGGGCAGUACGGGUCGGCGACGGACAAACGUCUGCGUGCUGUCGUGAGCGAGAUGUGGUCGGAUUGGGGUCUUCGAAAAGGAAUCAUGCGCGGGUACUGGGUGACGGUAGCCCGUGAGAUCCCUGCCUAUGCAGGAUUUUACGCAGCGUUUGAGUUUUCGAAACGCAAAUUUGCCAGUAAAUAUGGGACUCAGUUACCUGUAUGGGCAUUGUUGGCGAGCGGUUCAACUGGAGGAAUCGCUUACUGGCUAUCUUGCUAUCCCUUGGAUGUGGUAAAAUCUCGUAUUCAACUCAGACCGACACCGCCAACUGGUACGCCUGUCCAGUAUAUCACGAGAGAGCUCCAGACUAUCGUUUCGGAAUCCGGAUGGAUUGGACUGUUUCGAGGCCUGUCUCCGUCUCUCUUACGAAGCAUACCCGCGGCAGCAAGUACGUUUGCAGCUUUUGAGCUCACACGAGAGUAUCUGAGGGAGACGACGGGCGUGUGA
This is a messenger RNA of Fibroporia radiculosa, 864 nucleotides long. RefSeq lists its product as uncharacterized. Gene Ontology annotation, molecular function: L-ornithine transmembrane transporter activity. Lineage: Eukaryota; Fungi; Basidiomycota; Agaricomycetes; Polyporales; Fibroporiaceae. Gene Ontology annotation, biological process: mitochondrial L-ornithine transmembrane transport. The coding region runs from base 1 to 864 and encodes 287 amino acids. The record is from RefSeq and is a predicted model, not a curated record. The transcript has 14 exons.